Hymenoscyphus albidus is the source of this 570-nucleotide messenger RNA. Lineage: Eukaryota; Fungi; Ascomycota; Leotiomycetes; Helotiales; Helotiaceae. The record is from the annotation of a GenBank genome assembly.
AUGUCCUCCGCGCCAACCACCAGCGCCUCGAAAGCCGAGAAAGGCACCGCCGAAGGCACACAGAAGGAAGUAAAGCCCGCCGCGGCAUUGGAGGAAGACGAUGAGUUUGAGGAUUUCCCUGUGGAGAGUAUGUCUUUCUACGUCUGGCUCUCUCCCAUCACCAAUAUCAUACCAUAACCAUACCUACAAUACAACACCCUCCCUCCCAAUCCCAAUCUCAAGUCCCCCACAAACACAAACAACGUUCCCCCCCGCAAGUCCUUCCAUAAAAGCUCCAGAAAACGCUAACAAAAACCCCCCAGAUUGGACAAAAGAAGAAACCGAAGUUCCAGACACCUCCACGCACCUCUGGGAAGAAAGCUGGGACGACGACGACACGAGCGAGGAUUUCUCGGCACAGUUAAAGUAAAUUUCCCUCCUUCCCUCCCACAUAUUCAUAUCCCACACAUCCCUCUCACAUCCCGCUACAGCCCGUCCCCACCGACACAAUAACACAGUCAAUCUAAUACUAACCCAUCUUCUCUAAUCAGGGAAGAACUCAAGAAAGUCGAAGCCAGCAAGAAACGUUGA